Molecule: messenger RNA, 225 nt
Organism: Alternaria atra
Lineage: Eukaryota; Fungi; Ascomycota; Dothideomycetes; Pleosporales; Pleosporaceae
Exons: 2
Coding region: 1-225 (74 amino acids)
Source: RefSeq, a predicted model, not a curated record
AUGGUGCUACUCAUAACGACGCCCAUUGCGCACAGUUCCUACAUAAUUCGGCAUAAAGCACGCAGAGAGUCAGCUCGGGUUCCAAACACUGCUCCAGUCACUGUUCACUACUACAAGAACUUGCUACGCCUGAGCGUAGGCUCAGCUAUGCACCAAUCGAACUUGCUAUAUGCCCCACCAACACACGACAAGCAAUCCACAUGUACACCAUUACAUCUCGCGUAA